Messenger RNA from Xenopus laevis (African clawed frog), 1669 nucleotides. It is a transcript of the gene ctrb1.L, whose product is annotated as chymotrypsinogen B1 L homeolog. Gene Ontology annotation, molecular function: peptidase activity; serine-type endopeptidase activity; hydrolase activity. Gene Ontology annotation, biological process: proteolysis. Gene Ontology annotation, cellular component: extracellular region. The record is from RefSeq and is marked provisional. NCBI's taxonomy places the organism in Eukaryota, Metazoa, Chordata, Amphibia, Anura, Pipidae.
AUCCACGUAAGUCAUGGCUUUCCUUUGGCUUGUAUCCUGCCUGGCUUUAGCCACCACAGUUUAUGGCUGUGGCCAACCUGAAAUCGCUCCAGUGGUGACUGGCUAUGCCAGGAUUGUGAAUGGUGAGGAAGCAGUUCCAGGUUCUUGGCCUUGGCAAGUCUCCCUACAGGAUUCCACUGGAUGGCACUAUUGUGGUGGUUCCCUUAUUAACAAUGAGUGGGUUGUAACUGCAGCUCACUGUGGUGUUGGGGCCAGAGAUAAAGUGGUUCUUGGAGAGCAUGACCGCAGUUCAAACGUUGAAAAAAUCCAGUCUCUUGCUGUUGCUAAGGUCUUCACACACCCACAGUGGAAUUCCAACACAAUCAACAAUGAUAUUUCCCUAAUUAAGUUGGCCACUCCAGCUGUCUUUAGCUCAGCUGUGUCUCCAGUUUGUCUGGCUAAUAUUGGAGAAGAUUAUGUUGGAGGACGCAUCUGUGUUACCAGUGGAUGGGGAAAGACCAGAUACAACGCAUUUACAACUCCAAACCUACUUCAACAAACUGCUCUGCCUCUGCUGACAAACGAUCAGUGCAAGAGCUACUGGGGAAAUAAUAUCCUUGGCUCAAUGAUCUGCGCUGGUGCUGCUGGCUCCUCCUCCUGCAUGGGUGAUUCUGGUGGACCACUUGUAUGCCAGGACAAUGGUGCAUGGUCACUUGUUGGCAUUGUGUCCUGGGGAAGCAGCAUGUGCGCAACAAACAGUCCAGGUGUGUACGCCCGUGUCACAGUUCUCCGUUCUUGGGUUGACGAGAUUGUUGCCUCCAACUAAGACACAUUCCAAUAUAUGAAGUGCAGAAACUUAAUGGUGAAAUGUAAUGUAAUGAAAUAUGCAGUCCUGUAAUAAAAUAUGAGUAGAAAAAUGUCUUGAGUAAUUCUGGCAUGAAGGUUUUGCACUUCACUUGUUUUUAGGGAUGCACCAAAACCAGAAUUCGGUUUGGGAUUCAUCCAGUAUUCGGCCUUUUUCAGCAGGAUUUGGCCGGCCGAAUCCUUCUGCCCAGCUGAACCAAAUCUGAAUCCUAAUUUGUAUAUGCAAAUUAGGAAUGAGGAGGGAAAUCGUGUGACUUAUUGUCACAAAACAAGGAAGUAAAUAUUUUCUCCUUCCCACCUCUAAUUUGCAUAUGCAAAUUAGGAUUCGGUAUACGGUCAAAUCUUUCGCGAAGGAUUCGGAGGUUCGGCAGAAUCCAAAAUAGUGGAUUUGGUGCAUCACUGCUUGCUUUAAUAUUUUAGAGCACUGAUUGCUUUAGAAUUCUUUAGAUAAAUAUCAAAUUACAUAGACACAAACAAACAAUAGUUAUACAUAUUUGUGAAUUGCUCUUUUGUUUAAAACAUCAGCAGGAUGUUAAGAAAAUUAUAAUUGUGUAUACAAAGGAAAGCAACAACUUUCUAUCUUCUCUCCACAGUACUAUAAAUAUAUAUUGCUAUGAAACACAAAAUCUAGACAUACGCUUAAACAGAUUUUUAAGCUUUUAUUACCUUUUACAUGUUAUGGGUUGUUUUUUUAAAAAAAAUAUAUAUAUUCAGGUUGGGGUUGAAAAAUCAUAUAUUUAAUGAUAUAUGUUCUGCUGAUGACCAUGUAGGCCUAAUGAUGGUAUCUUCUUGGCAUUAAUCCAUUCAAUUAAAAUCAAUUCAAUGU